This is a messenger RNA of Chelonoidis abingdonii (Abingdon island giant tortoise), 6243 nucleotides long. The record is from RefSeq and is a predicted model, not a curated record. Lineage: Eukaryota; Metazoa; Chordata; Testudines; Testudinidae.
AUUUGCUGCUGUUGAAUGUUCUCGCAGCUACUCGAUCGAGGUGCUGGAUCGGGCGACACAGCGCUCGGGGCCUGGCACAGGUGUGAAGGGCACCCGUCCCUCCCGGAGACCAUGACUCCGCCUUGUGCUCUGCUCAUCCUGCUGCUGCUGCUGGAGGGGGCGGCCGACGCCGCGUUCCCUGAAGAGCCCGGGCCCAUUAGCGUGGCCCCUGGAGACUAUGUGAAGCACUACUCGGUGUUCGUGGGCAGCGGGCUGAGCCACUUCUCCAGCCUGGACGGCAGCGGGGCAGAGCGACUCAACAUCCAGCGCAUGUUGAAGGUCAACAGGACUCUGUACAUUGGCGACAGGGAUAACCUGUACCGGGUGAGCCUGGAGCCUGCCACAGCCAGCGAGAUGCGCUACCAGCGGAAAUUGACGUGGGGGUCGAACCCACAUGACAUCAGCAUCUGCCGGAUGAAGGGGAAGCACGAGGCAGAGUGCCGCAACUUCAUCAAGGUGCUGCUGGUGAGAAACGAGAGCACGCUCUUCGUGUGUGGGACCAACGCCUUCAACCCCGUCUGCGCCAACUACAGCAUGGACACCUUGGAGCCCAUUGGAGACAGCAUCAGCGGCAUGGCCCGGUGCCCCUACGACCCCAAACAUGCCAAUGUUGCCCUCUUCACAGGCGGGAUGCUGUUCACGGCCACGGUGACGGAUUUCCUGGCAAUCGACACGGUGAUCUACCGGAGCCUGGGGGACAGCCCCACUCUGCGCACCGUCAAGCAUGACUCCAAGUGGUUCAAAGAGCCCUACUUUGUCCAUGCUGUGGAGUGGAAGAGUCAUGUCUAUUUCUUCUUCCGGGAGAUUGCCAUGGAGUUUAACUACCUGGAAAAGGUGGUGGUAUCCCGGGUGGCGCGGGUGUGUAAGAACGACAAGGGCGGCUCGCAGCGCGUGCUGGAGAAACAGUGGACAUCCUUCCUCAAGGCCCGGCUGAACUGCUCCGUGCCGGGGGACUCGCACUUCUACUUCAAUGUCAUCCAGUCGGUGACAGACAUCCUGUACCUGGACGGGCGGCCCGUGGUGCUGGCGGUCUUCUCCACACCCUCCAACAGCAUCCCCGGCUCAGCAGUCUGCGCCUUCGACAUGGCACAGGUGGCGUCUGUCUUUGAGGGGCGCUUCCGGGAGCAGAAAUCCCCCGAGUCCAUCUGGACUCCCGUGCCGGAGGAGAUGGUCCCGAAGCCACGCCCUGGCUGCUGCCUUGCUCCCCAACACCUGAUGGCAUCACCUCUUCUCUUGGGCUUCUCCUGGACCUCAGCCGUCAUGAACAAUAACGAGCGACCCCACCUCCACCCCCUGCUUUGCAGGUAUCAGCUCCACAAAAUUGUGGUGGACAGUGAGGCGGGGCCCUGGGGCAACUGCACCGUGGUCUUCCUGGGCUCCAACACCGGCACCGUCCUCAAGUUCCUGAUCAAGCCCAACAUCAGUGCCAGCCCCUCAGCUGUCAGCGCCGGGAGCCAGAGCCUGCUCCUGGAGGAGUUCGAGACCUACCACCCCGGCAGGUGUGGCCGAGACAACGAGGAUGAAAGGAAGCUCUUGGGCAUGGAGCUGGACAAAGCCACGGGGUCCUUACUGCUGGCCUUCCCCCUGUGCGUGGUGAGGGUGCCCACUGCCCGAUGCCAGCAGCACUCGGGCUGCAUGAAGAACUGCCUCGGGAGCCGGGACCCCUACUGCGGCUGGACCCCUGAGGGCUCCUGCAUCUUCCUGGAAACUAGCACCAGGGCUGUGUUCGAACAGGACAUCGCCGGAGGCAGCACCUCGCACCUCGGAGAGUGUGAGGGGCUGGUGACGGAGAGCUUCGUGGAGGAGCCAGACGGGCUGGUCUCCGUGAAUCUGCUGGUGAUCUCCUCCGUGGCUGCCUUCGUCAUCGGGGCGGUGAUCUCCGGCUUCAGCGUGUGCUGGUUCAUCGGGCACCGAGGCCGCAAGGAGCUGGCGCGCCGCAAGGACAAAGAGAACAUCCUGGCGCACAGCGAGUCGGUGGUGAGCGUCAGCCGGCUGGGCGAGCGCCACGCCCGCGGGGGCCAACCCGAGAACCUCUUGGCCCCGCUGAUGCAGAACGGCUGGCCCAAGGGGCUCAUCAAGGUGAGCCAGCAUGACCUGGACUCGGGGGUGCUGCCCACCCCCGAGCAGACCCCCCUACAGCAGAAGCGCUGCCCCAGCAACCUCAAGAACUGCAGCUGGGAGCAGAGCCACAAUCUCAUCAACGCCUCCAUCCGCGAGCCGCCCUGCGCGGGCUCCUCCGUCAUCCUGCUGCACUCCAGCCACGCCCAGAUGCCCCACCACCUGGGGGCCGGGCGCGUCAUCCCCAUCUGCCACUCCAUGCUCAUGGACCAAGAGCUGGAGGAUGAGACGAGCAACUCCUCCGUGGACAUGCACUACCUGCCAGUGAGCAGGGCACGAGAGCGGGGCGAGGGGCUGAGGGGCCAGCAGCAGCCGCCCCCUUCCCACCGGCCCGGCUUGGGCAGGAGCUCCUGCGGCGAGUUCCCCGUCAUGCCGCAUGACAGCCCGGACCGGCGCCGGGUGGUGUCGGCACCGAGCGGGGAGGCCGGGGACGGCAGCCACUGGAACCCUGACAAGCUGAAUUUCAACAGCAACAACGCCGCCAGACAGGCAGCCGCCCACCUCAAGAGGAACCACACGUUCAAUAGCGUGGAGAACCGGGGGGUGUACAGCCAGCACGUCGGGCCCCCAGAGGCCCCCACGCUGGGCAGCCAGCACACCCUCACGGACCUCAGCCACCUCCUCAAGUACAGCAUCGAGCGGACUCCCUCGGUCAAAUAGGAGCCGGCCGGGGAGGGGUGUGGUUUGAUUUUAUAGCCUCCUCUUUGGGGCGGGGUUUCAGCAGAGAGGGCGGAGCCUAGGGAGCCUCACUCCCAUCCAGAGAGACACGCCCCAGACCCAGGUGUCUCCAGCGAAUGACUGUAGGGGGCGCCAGAGAGGAGCCAGUUGUGGGCGGGAGGGGGGUGUCUCUGCGUUUUCUCUGGCAGCUGGUGCUUCCGCACUGGACUCUUCUCCAUGAACCUGCCCCACUUGCUCCUUCUUUUUGGUGGGACCUAGGCAGGAUUGGGGCCCCUCCAAGCAGGAUUUCGGCAUCAGCAUAGAUAUAACAAAGCAGCGCGAGGAGGUGGAAGGCAGCUGGCUGGACAAGGCCCUGGUGAACCUGGGCCCCCCCACCCCGCCCGGCUUGUCACCUCCUCGUUUUUGUACUGUAAAUGGUGGGGGGGUGAGCUCUUCUUGCUCCUUGACACCCCAGCGCAGAGCGGCCUCCCCAGGAUCUCAGAGUUCUCCUCUUUCUUUUGGAAGGGGCCAAAGCCACAGCUCCUCUGUUCCCCCCACCUGACACGGCCAGUGCCCAAAGUCUCCUUUUGCCUCUUGCUGGGAGGGCACAGGGCCUGGGUACCCCUGGCAAGGGCUGGGCCCGUUCCUCCACUUGCGGUGGGCAACACCCCUUCUGCCCUGCUCUGUUGGGGCAAGACCCCCUCUGUCUAUCCCAGGACAGGGCUUCAGGCUGCGACCUCCAGGGAAUCCGGCCGGUUGGCUCCCCGCCAGCUUGGCUAGCACUAGGAUCUGGCGUGGUGCCAGUGGCUACUCCACUGGUGGACCAGCAAAGAGAGGGGGGGACCGCGGGGGUGUUUUCUUCCUGCCUGGCUGGGGCCGAUCUGCCCGUCCAGCUGCCUCUCUGCAGACAGACCAGCACUUUACCCGUCACCCCUGCCGGGCAGAUGCCAGGAGAUGGCAUUGGAUUGACACUGCAGCAAGGGUACCGCUACGCUCCCCAAAACCACCCAUCUGUCCCUUCGACAUUUCCUGAUACUGCCCCCCCCACCGGCCCCUCUGCAGCCCUAACGAGGCGCCUCUGAACUGGCUGGUGAAACGGUUCCCGGCUGCCUCCCCACAGCCGCACGGUGCCGCCGCCGGCUCCAUCGCCCCCGUGCCUUGAUGCAGUUGGUCACGUGGCACCCGAUUCCAGCAGGAGCUGACUGCGGAGGGGGGUGGGGCAGAGGAUUGGCACAACCAUAGCCUUGGGGACUGUGGAUUCCCCCGGGGAGACAGGAAGCGGGGUAUCUGUCUCUGGAACAAUAGGAAGCACAAUCUUUUUGUCCUUGUUUUAAACCUGUUUGGGGGCUGAUUUUCUACUGCCCACGAGGCGGGAAGGGGCUCCAGGUGUGCGGCUUGCUCUGGGGUGGCGCAGAUUCCUUGGGGGCUUCCAGGAUCAGAUCUUGGCUUGUUUAUAUUUUUAUUUUAUUGGGGGCGGGAGCAGCCUUUCUUUUUCUUUCCUUUCCUUUGUCACGAAUUGCACAAUCCUUCCAGCAUGGAGGCGUCUCUCGGGCCAGGGGUCAGGAGCGUUUCCAGCUGUGGCAGGGCAGCGGGUGGGGUGUUGCCAGCAGAUCUCCGCCCAGGGUCCCCCUCCUCCACCCACCCGCAGCCAAGCGGGCAAGGGGCUCUCUGGGAAGUCUGGCUCCUGCUCCCCCUUGCUAAAGCACAGAUUGGAGCCUAGCUGCUGGCACCGGUCCCGGGCACGGGGAGUGUGCGAUAACGCGGGCAUGCCUCGGUGUGUCUGUGUGCGCGCCUGGCGCUGCCCCCUGCAGGCACCCAGCCAGCCUUUCCGGGCCUGAGCUGCGAUUUGCCGGGGUGCCUCCAGCUCUCAUCUUCCCUGAGGUGUUGGGGCUGGCUCUCGUCUACACUUGCUCCUGAUGGCGGCUAAGCCGGUGGAGCAGCUCCCCGGGUGGUGGGGACCAGUGAAGAUUGCAAGGGAUGGGGCUGGUUCAGAUGGUCGCCCCAAUGCUCAGCUGCUUCUCCCAGUCUCGCCGAGAGCACAAAGUCACCAGUGGGGUGGGGGGAUUCACUUGCUCCCCAGGUACCCUGCACCCCACUCAGACCAUAGAGCUGACAGGGACGGCUUCCUCUGCGGCAUUUCGGCACGUCCCACCACAAGCACAAAAGCCACUGAAACGAGGUCCCCAGCCCCCUUGGGGCCACCGGGUCUGGCUGGGGGUGGGAGCCGGGUUCCUGUCCUCUCCGGGCCUGUUAGCUGAAGCACUGGGUCCAGGGUCAGAUCCUGCUGCUGGGUCGCGUCUGCCCACCGGGACAGGCAGGGCCUGAGACCCAAAGCCCGAUGAAGCGGCUCUGCCUGGAGGCCGGACCCUCUGGCAGCGUGGGGCCAGGGCAAGGAAAGACAUCUGAGGGAGGGGGUGACCGCCUGGGUGCUGGCUGGGCAGUGGAGGCAGGCAGCAGGAUGUGCUUGCUGGGCUGGGAGAGGUAAUCUGGAAGCAGCUGUCCCCCUUCUUCGAUCUAGCCUGUAGCCUGGCCCCAGCACAGCUCUCGCCUGGCACCAGCUUGGCGCUGGAGCUCCAGGCAAAAGGGGGGGGCUGGGGGCUGGGCGAAUCCAACCACAUCCAUUAGGGGCCCGAACGGGAGCUGAGCUCUUGUGACAAUCAGGCCAACAAGACCUGGACCCCCGUGGGGGCAGCGUACGCCAUGCCCAGGCCACUGGCCCCAUGGGGGCAGCGUACACCACGCCCAGGCCACUGGCCCUGUGGGGGCAGCGUACACCACGCCCAGGCCACGGCCCCGUGGGGACGGCGUACACCACGCCCAGGCCACGGCCCCGUGGGUGAAGUCUAUACCAUGCUCAGGCUGCUGGCCCGGUUAGCCUGCACUUGGACGGAUCCUGCCCGCAUGCUGCCCAGGCCAGCUUAAAAUGGCAGCCAAAGCUCUGGGAAGAUGGUGACUGCUCAGCAGGGCUCCUGCCCCGUCCCACUGCGGAGCCUGGGCCCCGCCAGCCAGGCCCCUGCUUUCCCAAGGGAGGCUGGGGGGCCAGGUCCCCGCCUUGGGGAGUUUGACAAGGGAGCAGAGCCAGGCCUGGGGGAAGAGGGGAGGGGACCGUGGUGACACGGAGGGGGACAGGACAGCUGUGAUGGGCUCUGCGGAAAGGGGUGGGCGUCUCUAACUGCCCCCAGGGGGAGCCAGGCCUGCAGGCUGCCCGCUCUCCACCACUGUAAAUAAGGCGUGCGAGGCAUGCAGCCCUCAAGGAGCCGACCCACUGCAAGGCGAGUGGUCCAGUACGAUGCAAGUUCUCUUGUGACCUGUGCCCCCCUGUGACCUUCCUCCUUUUGACCUGUGCAGGCCAUGCAUGCUACAGCAGUAAACUUCUCUGUAUAACUCUGGAGUUCCCCCUGCCAAUAAAGUUCUGUUUACAAGACUGGA